AUGAUUGCGAAUAUUGGGCUGCUUCUGGCCUUUCUUGCCCUAACACUCGCGCAUCCUGGGCCCAUCCCCAGGCGUCCGUCAAUCCAUCCAGGCCCUGUUCAGCCAUACAAGGCAAUCCCACUCCAGACAGAGCGCAACCCGCACAAAAUCUGUCACGUCAAACCUGGUCAUAAAGGUAGCGAUGACGCGAGUAUCAUCCGCGACGCACUGCAGACGUGCAACAAUGGAGGAACUGUUGUCCUGGACAAGGAAUACACCAUCUGCACUCCACUUGACCUUCGUUUCUUGAAGCACGUCGAUAUUGCACUUACAGGUACCGUGGAAUUCUGUCCCGAUUUGGAUGCCUGGAGUCUGGAGAACCUCUUUCAGUUCCAUUUCCAGGAUGCGUCCUCGUGGUGGGUUUGGGGAGGAGAGGACAUCCACCUCUAUGGAGCCGGCACUGGUGUGAUCCAGGGCAAUGGACAGGUCUGGUAUGAUGCUCAUGCUGCCGACUCAAAUGUCAGCCGCCCGCUUCUGUUCAUCGCCGAUGGAUGGCAUGGUGGCUCCAUCACGGGUCUGAAGUUGCGACAUUCGCCUAAUUGGCACAACUUCAUCGCCAACAGCUCCGACAUCCUCAUCUCCGACAUGGACCUGUUCUCCCGGUCGUCGUCUGAGAAUGCUGCCAGCAAUCUCGACGGCUGGGGCACAUUCCGGUCCGACAACAUCGUCAUCCAGAACUCAGUGAUAAACCACGAUGACGACUGCGUCUCGUUCAAACCAAAUAGCACCAACGUCAUUGUCCAAGGCCUCCAUUGCAAUGGAUCCCACGGUAUCUCUGUCGGGUCUCUCGGCAACUACCCCUACCAAUACGACAUCGUCUCCGACCUGUACAUCUACAACAACACAAUGGCCAACACCACCACCGCAGCCCGGCUGAAGGUCUGGCCUGGUGCAGAAGCCGUAAAAAAAGGGGAUCCACCAUGGGUCGGCGGUGGUGGAAAGGGCUACGUGCGCAAUGUUACUUACGACACCAUGAUCAACGACAACAACGACCUCGCUAUCCAGAUCGAUCAGUGCUACGGGGCCAUCAAUGCCAGUGAAUGUCUGGACCACCCGUCGGGCGUGAUUCUUACGGACGUCCUUUUCAAAAACAUAUGGGGCACUAGCAAUGGCGUUGAAGAUCCUGUUACUGGACAGCUUAUUUGUGGCUCCGAAGAUUCUUGUGAUAAUAUUCGAGCCGAGAAUGUCACCCUGACCAACCCCAGUGGACAGCCUCCACAGUGGGAAUGUAGGUACAUGGAUGAGCAGCUGUUGGAUCUUGGUGGAGCUGGAUGUAUCGCAGCAUGA
Messenger RNA from Aspergillus versicolor CBS 583.65, 1326 nucleotides. RefSeq lists its product as uncharacterized. The record is from RefSeq and is a predicted model, not a curated record. Gene Ontology annotation, biological process: carbohydrate metabolic process. NCBI's taxonomy places the organism in Eukaryota, Fungi, Ascomycota, Eurotiomycetes, Eurotiales, Aspergillaceae. Gene Ontology annotation, molecular function: polygalacturonase activity. The coding region runs from base 1 to 1326 and encodes 441 amino acids. The transcript is spliced from 3 exons.